AUAUAAUAAUGUCUCGAACGUUUCAGAAUUUCAAAGAUCGUUUAUCAACCAUAGUACCUAUACACACAUCUAAACCAUUAAAAAGGUAGUAUGUGUUAAAAAGAUCCAACGGUGAAAAACAAGGCACGGAUCUAAAGCCUAAAAGCCAAGUCUGUCAUUCGAAAUAUGAAAGGGUAGCCAAUCUUUUCAGCCCCAAUUUUUUACUUUCCCUUUGUUCUUACCCCGCAAGAGAAAAAAAAGUCGCGCCUCGAAACCAUGGACGACCUCACCUUCGGAGACCUGAGCUUCGAAGAGAUGACCUUCGGAGACCUGAUCAGGUUACGAAGCAGGAACCAGCAUUUCGUCAUGCCAAAAGCAAAAAGAGAAGAACUCGCCGGUGCUUACACAUGCGUCUACUGGAACAUCGACGAUUACCCAAUCCCUGACGAUAUCAAGCAUGAUUUGAUUUAUUCGAAUAUCAAAUCAGCUCUUGAGAAAAUGGGUUAUCGUUGUUCGGAUUUGGAAAUCUUUGCUUAUGGUGAGAAGAUAAAGGAAGCCACCGAGCUAAACGAAUUGUUCGAUGCCGGAAUCAAGUACUCCAAUCACAAGGUUCCAUAUAUUGAAAUGUUACGGGACAUUGUUGGAUCCAACCAUAAAUCAUCAUCAAAUUUGAUGGUAAUCUCGAAAAGUCACCCUCAAGACACGGAAUCCCGAAGGGUUCUUCGGGCUUUGAAUUCAAGAGGUUCCCAUGUUCUCUUAGUACAGCCUCAGCCUGAAAGCCAAGCGUCAGAACAGCUGUUUCAUCGUCCAGACCUACUAUGUUGCUCUACAUAUCUAUUAGAUGGACGAAAGGCUAUGGACCAUAAAAGAGGAACCCCUUCACCACAGGUCUUUACUUCUCCCCUUUGUCGCUCGAACUUCCAAGAUCGCUCGAACAAGCAAGAUUUCUCUGAGCCUACCACACCUGUCAUAGGCGGAGCUAAGACAGGCGUCUUCUGGGACGUCCCCUAGCUCUGGAUACACAAUCUUCGAUCCAUCUUUGGUGCUUUAACUUUUGGCGGUGCUCGAUUUGCAAACCCAAAAAAAAAGGGUGAAAUUUUUUGUCCUCUCUGACUUCUGCAGGCUUUAAUUUUUUGUUCAAUUUGGUUUUUUUUUUUUCUUCCUUUUCAUGAUUCUAAUCACAUAGAUUAGGUUCAAAUUCAUAGGCUUCUAUAUCAUGCAAGUAGAGUGAAGAAAUUAAAAGAAUGACUCUUUGUUUCCUAUGUGUGCUCUAAAGAUCAUUCACAUAUAAUAACUUUGAAUUUACUUAUAAUAACUUUGAUCUUCUGUUUUUGUUUCCUUUUUGUGUUCUAAAGAUCAUUCAUUUACCAAUGAUAACUUAUGCUACAACAAGGAAUCAUAUCCUCCACUACAACAAAGAACCAAAUUCUUGACGUUUCUUUCUUUACUUUCAAAACCCUCCGCUACUUUCGAAUCCAAUUCAUUCUUGUUGUUUUGGUUUUGAUCCCUUUCUCUAUUUCUCAAAAUUUGUUGUUUUUUUCUUCUAUAUAAACCUCAUGGAGACACACAAACACAACACACAACACACAAGUCUCUCUAACUCAAACACACACAAGUCUCUCUAACUCAAACACAAGAUGUGGUCAAGCAAACGAGGUGGUAAGAACGUCUCCAAUGGUAAGUGCUUCUAAAGAGUCUCUUAAACAUAAAAAGAAAUGAUUAUUUUGUUAUGUAAUUAAAUUUUAAUUUUAAAAAGAAAAUAAACCAAUAUGGGAGAGACAUGUUGCUUAGAAGGGUUUAAUAAGUAUUAAGAGCCCCUCUUCAUGCUAUUAUUUAAGAGUCCUUCUUAAUUCUCUUUCUUUUUUUCAAUAUUUUGAUUGAAUUUUUAAUUAAAAUUCUGCUAAUUAAGGAUCUUCCAUUGGAGGUGGUAUAAGAUAUAUCGUUUUAGAAUCAAGUCGGUUUCCAUUUUUAAUUGAUUGACAUCGUAAAAUAAUAAACUUAUACCCAUGCAAGUCCACAAUUCAGUUCUAUCUGAUAGUAAUUUCGUUUAUUUUUUUUAUUUUUUUUUCAUACGAAAGCAUCUAGUUCCAAAGAGCCAUCAGACCAUUUUAUUAAAAAGUAUGGAGUCACCAUCUUCUGGGACUUUGAAAACCAAACGGUCAACAGAAAUACCGAAGAUCUAUCUCAACUUAAAGGUAAUAUCGAAGUUGCCUUGAAAACACUAGAUCAUCGCUUCUUCAUCCAUGGCAAGCCAAAGGGGUUUGGCAAAUUUAAAGGAGAGAAUUGGAGAGAAGUCAUAGAACUGCAGAAUACUGAUGCGUUCGAUUUGCAAAAUGUGGACACUAAAACAGUUCCGUGUGAUGCUGGUGGUUGUAAUAUGUGGACACAAAAUGUAAUAUAAACAAAUAUAAACAAAUAUAAACAAAUGUAAUAUAAACAAAGGAGAGAGGGGUGAGUUCGUUAGGUGUCUGAACCGGCUCUUUUUAUGCCCUAGAAUCUCUAAGUAACAUCAAAAGCUUUUGAAAUAUCUUUAGAGAUCAUCAAAACUCGCUAAUAGCAUUGAGGGACCACAGAUAAUAACUAGGAGCUCAGGUUCCAAGCUGAAGAGUUUUCCAGAAAUGGUAAAACAUCUUAUUUCAAUGUAGCAUUGGUCCUCGUGUGUACAUUGGAGAAGUAAAAAUUCUUCUCUUUAAACAUUAGUUUCUUUAAGCUUCCUCUUGUACGUGUUACAAUCUAAACAAGUUAACUCUGCUAGCAAUAUACAAACUCUCUGAUCAA
This is a messenger RNA of Arabidopsis lyrata subsp. lyrata, 2757 nucleotides long. RefSeq lists its product as uncharacterized. The coding region runs from base 256 to 990 and encodes 244 amino acids. Gene Ontology annotation, biological process: regulation of gene expression. The transcript is spliced from 5 exons. Gene Ontology annotation, cellular component: peroxisome. The record is from RefSeq and is a predicted model, not a curated record. NCBI's taxonomy places the organism in Eukaryota, Viridiplantae, Streptophyta, Magnoliopsida, Brassicales, Brassicaceae.